Molecule: messenger RNA, 1621 nt
Organism: Exophiala viscosa
Lineage: Eukaryota; Fungi; Ascomycota; Eurotiomycetes; Chaetothyriales; Herpotrichiellaceae
Product: Alpha/Beta hydrolase protein
Exons: 1
Coding region: 89-1222 (377 amino acids)
Source: RefSeq, a predicted model, not a curated record
UGUUGGACGCAGUUUGACGUUGCUGCUCCUCUCCCCCCAAGCAGAAGCUCCAACACCCAGUAUUCGUCGUCGGAUACUCACAAUCAAAAUGCGCUCCUUCUUCACUGCGGCCGCGCUCAGCUCCGCCAUUGGCCUGGCGUCGGCAUGGACAUGCCAGAACAUCACUGUUCCCGUGUCCAUCUCCGCAAGGAACGCUGUGUUUAACAUCAGCAUUCCCCAAACCAACAUCGAUGUGACCAACUUCAUCGUCGACCUCGCCGAACAAGGCGUCAACUACACACAAGAAAUCCUCGCCGGCUACACGACGGUGUCCGGCGACUUUGACCUUGCCGCAACCUACUGCGCCCCAGCCAGCGGCGCGGGCAAGACUCUCCAGAUCCUCACGCACGGUAUCGGUUUCGACAGGAGCUACUGGGACCUCUCCUUCAACAACUACAACUACAGUUAUGUCGAGACCGCCAUCGAUCAAUACGGCUACUCGACCCUGUCCUGGGACCGCCUGGGCAUCGGCAUGUCGUCGCACGGCAACCCACUCUCCGAAAUCCAAGUCGCCCUCGAACACGCCGCUCUCACUGCACUCACCGAGCUUGCAUGGAACGGUUCCGUGCCCGGCGUGAGCGCCAAGUUCGAAAAGAUUGUCCACGUCGGCCACUCCUUCGGCUCGGCACUGUCGUACGCGCUGGCGCGCGACACACCCUCGCUCUCCGACGGUCUCGUCCUGACUGGCUUCAGUCAAAACGGCACAUUCCUCCCAUUCUUCGAGCUAGGUGGUAAUUGGGUGUCCGUCACCACCGUGCCGGCUCUUUCAUCGUACGUCGCAGGUUACUUUGGCGCCGGCACCCCAUCAGGUGUUCAGACCAACUUUUUCUCGCCCGGCGAAUUCGACCCUGCCAUCUUGGCGCUGGCCUACUCCACCGGCCAACCUGUCAGUGUUGGCGAGUUGCUGACCAUCGGCGGAAGCACCGGUGGCAUCAACUACUUCACCGGCCCUGUUUUCGUCAUCACCGGCGCCCGAGACCUCCCAUAUUGCGGCGGCAACUGCCUUGCGACCGGCAACCCGGCUAUCUCCAGCAUCCCUGCAGCCGUGAAGGAGUACUUCCCUGACUCCAGCAAUUUCCAAAGUUUCAUCGUGCCUGACUCCGGACAUGGACUGAACCUUGAAUACACCCACGAGAUCACAUACCAGCAGAUCAGCCAAUUUUUGGUUGGCAAUGGAUUCUAGCCGUUGAAAAGCCGGCGAAUGAUGCAUAUAAUGAAAGACGUGUGUCGAUAAUCCAUCGUACAUAACUGGUACGACUUGCCGAACAAAAAGUCGUGAGAGGAAGAUGUACAUACUUGUCUCCUCUGGAUAAUAUAAUAUAAUCAUGUCACGAAUUCUGUGGAUCUUGUUUUCAACUUAUGGAUGGUAAGGGAAUUUUCUCCCUAAAAUCGCAUCUUCAUACAGUAUCCAACUCUAGCCCAACGACAAGUGUCGAGCGAAUCCGCUGAAUACAAUACAUGCCCAUAAGUAUAAGGAUGCUGCCGAAAAGGUAAGGAACUCGCAGACAUUAGUAACGCCACGCUUUGCGCUAUCAGGCCGGCUAGGUGACCGAAAUUGAGAACAGGCACAUUCCAAAGAUCA